Paramecium sonneborni is the source of this 551-nucleotide messenger RNA. Lineage: Eukaryota; Ciliophora; Oligohymenophorea; Peniculida; Parameciidae. The record is from the annotation of a GenBank genome assembly.
UAUAAAUUGAUGAUUUGCAGACCAAGACUAAUGAAAGAACAAAAUGAUUUAUAAAAAUUAAAUGAUCCCACCAUGAUUAUUUAAGUUAAUGAGAGUGAUAUCCUUAUUUGGUAUGUCUACUUAUUUGGUCCAGAAGAAACUCCAUUUGAGAAUGGAAUAUUUAAAGUAUAUAUAAAUGAUAUCUCAAAUUAGAUUAAAGUUUCUAUUCCACCUAAUUAUCCAGUUAAAGCACCUACACUUCAUUUUCAAACGAGGAUUUUUCAUCCGAAUGUUCAUAUGGACACAGGAGAAGUAUGUCUAGAAGUGUUAACCUAAAAAUGGGAGCCACGUUGGACAAUUGAAAGUAUCAUAAGGGCUGUUAGACUUAUGCUCUAAGAACCUAAUCCAGACAGCCCUUUGAAUUGCGACGCAGCAAAUUUACUAAGAGCUAAUGAUUUAAUUGGAUACAAAUCAAUAGCUUAAUAUUAUACUUCAAAAUAUGCUAUUGAUAAACAUGAAUAUACGAAUAAAGUAAAUGCUAAAGAGAAGAAAAAUUAAUGAGUAAAAAUUAG